Messenger RNA from Naegleria fowleri, 2349 nucleotides. RefSeq lists its product as uncharacterized. The transcript has a single exon. The record is from RefSeq and is a predicted model, not a curated record. Gene Ontology annotation, biological process: mitochondrial RNA 5'-end processing. Bases 1 to 2349 code for a protein of 782 amino acids. Gene Ontology annotation, cellular component: mitochondrial envelope; mitochondrion. NCBI's taxonomy places the organism in Eukaryota, Heterolobosea, Eutetramitea, Acrasida, Naegleriidae.
AUGCUCAACAUUUUCAAGAGGCGUUGCCUCUUGUUAUCCUCGACAGGCAACCUUCUCAUUAGUAGCCGCUCUCCUCCGAGCAUCCCUCUUGCUGUUUUGAAUGUUGGUGCAAGAGGUAUCGGAGUAGCUUCGGAUUCAUCAUGUAAUUUUUGGGGAACUGAGAGCACAAAGGCUUUAUUUUCUUCAUCUUGUGUUGCCAUGAAAAAAACCAAAUCGUUUAAGACAAAUUCUGAAAGAACAUCCUCUGCUGUUAAUAAUCAUGCAGCAAAUAGAGAAGAAGAACAUUCUUCCAAAGGUUCAAAAUCAUUCUCUAAUGAAGGUCUCUUCAACAAAUUUUAUCCAGCUUUCCGUAAACAUCCAAAGCACACAUCGUAUAAAGACAAUCAAAAUCAUCGUACUUUCGAGAAACGCUCUAGCAAUACUACUCACGUCAAUAACACCAAUGGAAUGGUUAACCCCAACAACAGCUCAUCAAAUCCCGAAGAUACUUCAACCUCUACUAUCGCCCAGCCAACAAACAAGAUUAUCAACAUUAAAAUUAGCAAACAUAAGAAAAGAAGUAAAUUUUCACAUGGAACACGAAUGCCUUCUUCCUCAAAUAAUGAAAUUGACGAAUCAGCUUCUCUUAAAAUUAAUAAUAACUCUGACAAUCAAGGUUCGUCAGCGAAAUCCCAAGCUCAGUUUCAAAAAGAAAAUUAUACCAUUCCUCAAUUCAAAAAGGAGCUGGAAUAUAACGUUGACAAGCUGUUGAAACAAGUACUGCAAAAAGUGAAAUCUCAAAAGCCUGGGGAGGUUGAGAAAAACAUAGAUACUGACUACGAUUCCUUCUCUGUUUUAAAGCAAGACUCAGACGAAUCAGAAAUUUUCUCUCGUAACGAGCUAAAUGUUAUAGACAAGUUAGAGGAGCACGACGAAGAAGACAUUGAAAAAUCCUCCAUUAAACAUGAAAUAGACAAGAGAUUUUUGAAGCCCCGAUCUAAACCAAAGAAAUUAAAAGAAGAAAAAGACAAAAUGGAAAGCAUAAAAUUGAGCGCAGUGGAAUUGAAGAACGCUGUAUAUCAUCCUUCAACCGGUAUCGAUUAUAGGAAAUCUCUAUUGGAAGAACCAAUUCCACCACACCAAAAAUUUUUAGUUGAAUUUUCAGAUUGUGAAUACGUCCAACUUGCAGAAACACAUCCAUCAGAGAAGGAUUAUAUUGGUAACACUGAUGUGUCGCGUAUUCCAAAGCUUGCUAAUGGCCUUUCCAGAGUGUUGAGGUCUCCAGGAGUUCACAAGCUUUACGAUGUGAAAUCGAAUACCUUUCAUUUUCAUCCAUAUUUAAGGAAUCUACACAAACAAGAGGAAAUCAACAUUGAUAAUAUUACUCCAUUUAUACCACCAUCAAAAGAUGAAUCUCUUCACCAUUUAAUGAACCAAUAUCAAUGCAAAUAUCAAAGCUCUACAAGCGCUAUCUCUCCUCCAUUGGUUUCACUUUAUCUAUUGCUUUCUAAUUUCAAGCCAACAAAAGCCAGAAACCUUGAAAAUUUCAAAUGCUUAACCAACACUUUUACUCCUUCAGUUCGUAAGCCGUCGGUUUUCAUUCUUCGGCCAAAAGAAAACAUACAUGGAAAAACGUUUUACUCCAUUGACUCAUUCAAGUUUCUUUUCGAACCAAGAUCAAAUCAGAUUUUAUUAGAUCUUGGAAAAGUAAUGGAAAAACUUUUUGUCAUGGAACCAGAAGAAUUUGAGAAACGAUAUGUCAAGAAAUAUGCUCAGGAGAAUAUUUCUAUGGAUGAUGCAGAUGUUUAUAGAUAUCUCAGACAUGGAUCGUUUAUUAUUCGAUCUCAAUUAGAUUGUUAUGAUCCCCAACACGGAGUUUUUGACAUCAAAACGAGAGCUAUCAGUCGGAUACGUACCAAUAUGGAGAAUUAUGAAAGAUUUGUUAACUCAAAGAUCAAACAUGUGAAAGGAAUUCUCAAUUCUUAUGAAAGAGAGUUCUAUGACAUGGUUCGAUCUGUUUUCGUCAAGUACAGCUUUCAAGCUAGAAUAGGAGACAUGGAUGGAAUGUUUGUAGCUUAUCACAAUACUUCUGAAUUGUUUGGUUUUGAAUAUAUGAAAUUAGCAGAAAUUGAUAAGUUUGUAUUUGGUAGCACUUACAUGGGUGAAAGAUUCUUCAACCUUUUGCUUGACGUUAUGAGAGACGUGCUGGAUAGAAUUACGGAUCGCUUUCCAAAUAUUCCUCUCAAGAUUACAUUCCGUCCUUUGAGAGUCGAACCUUAUUUUGCUGAUAUUUUUGUUGAGCCAAUUCAUGACGAUUUUGGGUGGACUGAUAGACAUCCAACUCCCGAAGAAAGGCAAAGUGGGAGCUAG